AUGGCCGAUGCUGACUGGAAAUUGCGGGUCGGCAUAGACAUCGAUUUCAGCACGGACGAGGAUGAGGAUAGCGAUAGUGCAGAAACGGUCUGCAGCAAUACCGAAGGCGGUGGCGCCACGCAACCGUUCCGUAGUGAGGAAUUUACCGAUUCGACCGAGUCGCAGGACCUGGAGGAAGCAUUACACGCGUCGUCCAUCGACGAAGUGCUGAAUCAGUGGGCCGAUCAGUAUGGAAGUACACCCCCACGGACACGUAUAAAGAACAAAAAUCGUAGCAGCAAGCAAAGGAUGGAAGGAACAGUGAAAAUGCGUACCGGAGGUCGGUUGGCCAGACCGCGCACCGAUCGACGGAACACGGUCGAUUGUGCACUGCUAAACCAGAUGAUCAUGGAACCGGCUAACAGCGAGGAGAAGGUGCGCAGCGACAAACGCUCCACCCAGCUGCUUCGCGAAUCGGAACGUGAUAUAAAAAUGUCAGCCGCCGCAACGGGAAUCCCGCCGAUACGUUCAUCUGCCAACUAUGGUUCGCAGCUACCACCCGCGGCUGCACCAGUGCUGGAAGAGCGGGCCGAAAGUUUACCGCUCAUGCUACCGGGCAGCCUUGCCGGUACGGUAGCAGGGAAUGCUGGAGCAGCAGCAGCAGCAGCAGCAGCGGUACCCACGACACUGAUCGAAUCGUGCAAUCGGUUCAUGAGCGUAACAUCCCGCCCAGUCGGAUGUCGCAUAUCGGCACCACCUGUAGCGUACCGUGAUAUCUACUUCACCAACCAACUGUUUGAAGGCGCAGGAACGCGCACCGGGACGGAAAGUGUGAUACCGCAGAACAGGAUCAAUUUCCAUGCCACGUUUUCCGAUCUAAUUAAGCUGGGCAGUGCGGAUAAGGAGCGGGCGGCUCGGGCUGGUGUACUGUCGAACGAAGAACGCCUCUGGCAGACACACGUAAAUGAUCUGAUAUGGCUCGAGCUGCAAGCAUGGCACGCGGACCGUUCGAUCGAACAGCAGGAUCGUUUGUUGUGCCAGGCACGGCAAGAGAUCGGAGAUUUGUUGGACGAAAUUAUGGCCUUUCGCUUCCAACGGAAGCCAACCCGCGUACGGCGGACGGGAAGUGAAAUGAGCACCGCGACCACCGCCGACAGCGGUAUCGAGACGGCCACCACGACGGGUGGAAGCAGUAGCGACGGUGUUGGUGGUGUUGAUGGGGGGAAUCGAUUCUGUUUCGGAUGUCUCUCGAUGUACUGUAAGGAUUGUUUGGAGGUGCAGACGGCUGCGAUGAAGCAGGUGGAAGAUUUGCUGUUGCGUCUCGAAUCGAAAGAGUGCCUGUUUCCCUCGUCCCGUGCGAUGGGAAGUGCGUUUCCGGUGUACCAAAGCGAAGCGUUCGUCAAUCGUGUCAAAGCGAUGUGUUUGUGGUACAAUAUGACUCGCCAGCAUCGUAUGACGCUUCUGAUAUUGGGUAAACUGUUGGCCCGUUUGCAAGGUCCUUCCAAGAAGGAAUCAUCCAUACAGUGGCCCAUUAUGGAUCAGCAUACGGAGGGUUCCUCGUCGUCGUCGGUGCAGGACGAAAGUGGUAGCAGUGCGGAUAGUGGGGCAGCUUACAGUAGUGGCAACGGUGGUACUUCCCUAUCGGGUUCCGGUACGUUCAGUACCUGCUCGAAACGGGUCCAGUUUGCUGACAAUGGAUCGUGUGCGGGUGAUGUUAGCGCUUCGGAGAGCGUGAAUAGUGAUGAGACGGAUUUUUCCGAUCUGUCCUUCAAACGCCAGCGUUCCUUCCCGGGUGACACAGAGUACGGGCGGUAUAUGAACAAUUUAAACUUUUACAACGAACACACUUUGACGGAACUAUCGGCACAAUCGGCAUCAAGCAUGGGAAAUGCCUUAUAUCGCAAAUACAUCGAAAACGUCCUAAAGACACGUGGUUUAGGCAAAUCGCUCACGUUUCUGCAUCGUCUGCAUAAUGUCGUCCUACGAAAGGCACAGCUAACGCUGGAAAAGCCGGGUCGCCAGCAAGAGGAUGAUUUUCUGUUCGACGAGGAUGACGUACCGUGCAUUGAGCCUCCGCUCGAGCGAGAGCAGGAAAUCGAACUACGCCGGUACGGAGCCUGGAGCGAGGAAGCGAAGCUACUUAACCUACCAUCUUACGUGUCCGCCUUUCUGUUUCUGUCACUGAUUCCACUGGAGGUGAUACAUGAGUUUCUGAAGAUGCGUUUAGAAACGCGUCCGAAGCAACUGAAUCCACUAAGUCUCGAGCAACACAUUAAAGAGCUGAAGGAGGGGCUAACGCUCGCGAUGAUCCAUCGGGAACGGUUCCAGAAGCAUAUCAACACGGUGCUGUCCGAUCGUGAGCAGGAGCUUGAGAAGUAUAUGCACCAGAUGGAGCUGUUCGAUGAGACGGUACGGAACAUUUUCGAGCUUUAUCUGGAGCUAUGCGAACAGUGGAUACUGGACACCAUACCCGAGGGUCACCAGAAGGCAGUGUUGGAUGAGGAAUGGCGAUUUACGAAGCUUAUCAGUCCGAUGAUCCCACGGCAGCAUGGACCGGCGGCGAAACGAUUCUGCAGCAUCGUUGAGCGUGUGCUGGAGCGUACCGGGAGCGAGAUGAUGCGACAGUUGAAGGAACUGAUGGAGAAGAGUCUGCAGAUCGAUACGACGGCGGAUAAGAAGUGGCAGUUCUUUGCGCUUUGUCGCGAAACGCAGCGGAUGUUUACAUCGUCCCGGGAGAAAGCACUCAAAACGAUGGCAUUUGCAAAGACGCUGUUCCGUGAUCUGGAGCAUGCGGACUUUCAUCGGGACCAUUGUGAGGAAGAUUCCGAUUGUGAACUCACGCUAAACGGUGAUCUUGAGCUGGAGGAUGUGGUGCUAAGAAGUGGUAGCAUGCGACGUAGAUGUUCCUCAACGAAUAAUAGUGCCAACAAUAGUAGUAGUCCUGUCUGCUCGGAAGUUGUCGAAAGUUUGCAAAUGUUGAAGCGGAAUGCACUGCUGUUGCGACACAAGCUGGCGGCGGUGAUUGAAGAGCUGCAGCUACUGUGUUCCGACGAUACGUUAGAAGAGUUUGACGAGACGGAUCGAAUCGGUGCGUUGACGCGUGUGCGUGAGAUACUUCAUCAGGGGUACAAGUUUGGGUUCGAGUACCACAAGGAUGUGGCCCGGUUGUACGAGACGAAGUUGAAUAACUGCCGGGACGCUGAGUCCGAGCUGAUGCUGGCCAAAGCGAUCAUACAGUUUGCGAAGCUGUGGAUGAACUUUGUCAUGGAACGGUGUGAACGGGGUCGAGGUUUGCGUCCCCGGUGGGCUAACCAAGGGCUGGAGUUUCUGAUAGCUGCUUGUGAUCCACUCUGCACGAGCCAUCUGACCGAUGCAGAGUUUGAGGAUCUGAAGCUAAAGAUGGAUGCGUGCAUUUCACACGUGAUUGGCAACAUUCGCGAACCGGAACGCAUCCGUAAGUCACCCAGGUCUCGCAAAUCUUCGCCUUCUCCAUCGGCUGCAGCAGUAGCAGCAGCAACGGCAACGGCAACCGGUGCCGUAACAACGGGCCGGGCAUCGAUUCCGAUGAUUAACUUACCGAGCAAGAGUUUCCAAAAUCAGCUCAGCCUUAGGGAGGAUGGUGUGAUGCUUCGAGCCUCGAGCCCAAUCGAAGCCGCCGAUAUGUUCCGCAAGCAGACCUCGUGCGAUGGCAUCAGUGAGGUGAAGUUGCGCGUUCCUUCCACACCCAAUGCAGCGGCAAUGCUGGGUGGUGAGACGUGUGUCCAUGGAAUACGGCCCUUGAAACAGCUUAGGAUAAGGGAUGCAGUUAACAAGCUGGACUGUGAGCUGGACGAAUGGUUGAGGGAGCGAAAUCUAAUCGGUAAUGUGAAGGAAAUUAGCUACUACAGCCGAACGCUUAAUCGGGCCCGAAGCGUCAACUUUAGCUGGCACCGGGGCAUUAAGAUAGGCCAGGGACGGUUCGGGAAGGUGUACACGGCGGUAAACAACUCGACCGGUGAGCUGAUGGCGAUGAAGGAGAUCGCCAUCCAGCCGGGUGAGACGGCCGCGAUACGGAAGGUGGCGGAGGAGUUGAAAAUUUUCGAAGGCAUCAGCCACCAGCAUCUGGUGAAGUAUUAUGGAGUGGAAGUGCAUCGGGAGGAAUUGAUCAUUUUCAUGGAGCUGUGUCCGGAAGGUACGUUGGAGAGUUUGGUUGAGUUGAACGGUGGUUUGCCAGAGGCGCAAACCCGCCGCUACACCCACCAGCUACUGUCGGCCGUGGCAGAACUGCACCGGAACGGGGUGGUUCAUCGGGACAUAAAGACGGCCAACAUAUUUCUCCACAAGGAUGGUAACUAUUUGAAGCUGGGUGAUUUCGGAUCGGCUGUUAAGAUUCAGGCACACACCACGAUGGCCGGUGAGCUGAAAGGUUACGUUGGGACGCAGGCGUAUAUGGCACCGGAAGUAUUCACCCGUAACAACACGGAAGGCCAUGGAAGGGCGGCAGAUAUAUGGUCCAUUGGUUGCGUGGUCGUAGAAAUGUCAUCCGGGCUGCGACCAUGGCAUCAGUUCGAUUCCAACUUUCAAAUCAUGUUCAAAGUGGGCAUGGGUGAAUCGCCCGAAAUUCCGGACAAUCUCUCUGAGGAGGGUAAAGAUUUUGUCGGCAACUGUUUGCAGCAUGAUCCGAAGGAUCGGCAAAAGGCGGACGAGCUGUUGCAGCACAUCUUUUGCAAGUUUACAUUCUACGAUUCGGAGGCAAUCGACAAGAAGCUACGUGGGACAUUCCGGCGUAAUUUAAAAUCUAGCAGUUCGUAGACUUUUUUGU
Messenger RNA from Anopheles maculipalpis, 4780 nucleotides. RefSeq names its product mitogen-activated protein kinase kinase kinase 4 (gene Mekk1). The transcript has 8 exons. The record is from RefSeq and is a predicted model, not a curated record. NCBI's taxonomy places the organism in Eukaryota, Metazoa, Arthropoda, Insecta, Diptera, Culicidae. Gene Ontology annotation, biological process: MAPK cascade; protein phosphorylation. Bases 1 to 4770 code for a protein of 1589 amino acids. Gene Ontology annotation, molecular function: protein kinase activity; ATP binding.